This is a messenger RNA of Oldenlandia corymbosa var. corymbosa, 1289 nucleotides long. The record is from the annotation of a GenBank genome assembly. NCBI's taxonomy places the organism in Eukaryota, Viridiplantae, Streptophyta, Magnoliopsida, Gentianales, Rubiaceae.
UAAGAAUUAAGGACUAAUACGUAAAUAUGAUAACUUCGCCGCCGAAUAUCCAGAUGAAACGUCGUCGUUCAAUUUGACGCUUCUGCCCGUGAAAGGCUAUUUGGCGGGAAAAUGAGAAAAAAGAAAAGAACAAAAUAUAUUCAUAACACUCUGUGAAAACCCUUUCACCGGAGCUUUGUGAAAUUGAACGAAAUGGAAGGCAGCGGUAGCGAAGCCGUGUUUGAGUCGCUGAAUCUGAAUCCGCAGCUAUUCAUCAACGAAGCUCUGAAUUCCGUCGACGAUUUAGUGGAGGAAGCCUUCACUUUCUUCACCCAGUAAAUGCUCCAUUUCCCCUUUCUUUACGUUUUUCCGUAGUUGAGAUUUCCCAGUUUUCGAUUUUCCACUUUCUGCUGUGUUUUCUCUAGGCAAGCAUCGGAAAUUUUGAAAAGUGACGGUACGGAUCGGUCCGAAGAGCUCACCAAGGGAGUGGCGUAUACCCGGUAUAUGAUUCAGUCGAAUUUGGACAAAAGGAUGUCUAUGUGGGAGAAGUAUUGUCUCAGCCAUUGUUUUGCUGUUCCGGAAGGAUUCGUAUUGCCUAAAGCUGACGAGGCAUCUUCUUCUGGUGCUUCUUUGGACCUUGAUGCUCUUGGAGACUCAGAAUUGGAUAUGCAGCUAGACUCAUUGCGAGAAAAACUUACUCAGGUUGGACAGGAGUGUGCUUUACUUAAUAGAGAAAUCCAGAAAGUAGAGAAGGAAUCUGCAUUAGUCACUCACUCUGCUGCUUCUAUAGAUGAUGCUUUACAACUCUAUGAAAAACAUUCAUCGCAGGAGAUGUUCCGAGAGUUGAUAGAAGUGGCAUCAGAAUUUCGCAUGAAGACAGAGAAGCUGAAAACCCCAGAAUCCAGUAGGAUGGAGAAAAUUGAACUCAUUCUGGCCGAGAGGACAAACAUGCAGAACGGUGAGCUGUUGCAAGCUAACAUUGGCAUUCCUAACACGAAACUGGAAGAACUCCAAGGACUGUUGGAUGUCAUGCAAACAUAGGGAGACAUGGUUGUAGCUUCAACAAGAUGUUUGUAGGUCAAUUACCAUUGUUACUAAGUGGCAGUUGUAAGGUUUGCUUCAGGUUCUGUUUAGCUUUUAUGUCAUUUAAUAGAUGUACCAGCUUCAGUGGCAUUACAAUCAAGAAGAGAUUUAGUAGUUAUACUUGUAUUUGCAAUUGUACUGCUGCUUAUAUUCUAGGUAUUCUUGCUUCUGCCUUGUUAAAAAUCUCUGACGUAAUGGAAGCCACAUUCUUAAAUGAGAUCCGCUGU